AUGGCCGAAGAUGCAGCGUCUACGCAGCUGAAGGAUCUUGGUAAUGCGCGGUUCAAGGCUAGGAAAUUCUUCGAAGCCGCUAGUCUCUACAAGCAGGCAGAAGAUCUCAAGCCUUCAGAUUCUGUCUUUCCAUCCAACCUUAGCGCCGCCCUAUAUGAGAUCGCGGAUUACGAGGGGUGCUUCCGCGCGAUCUUGCGCUCAUGGUCUGCACUCUGCGCAACAAAGAACGAACGUUCUAAUGAGACACUUGCAUUGCGACUCUCGACGCGUCUUGCGAAGACCAUGACCAAUGGGCUGGUUACAGGUGCACUGUCUGACGCGAUGGGCGAAGUGGAAAACGGCCCUCAGGCUGUCGCGAGCCUACGAGAACAGGCAGAUGUCUGCAUGGAAGCAUCAGCCGAAGCUCGGUCUCAAGCAAUCAAGGCUUGGCAGGACUGGGACACCGUGUUUGCGGAGUCUAUGCGUGUCGGCGACGCAGAAAAGCGGCGAGCUCAGACCGAUGUCGCUAGGUUGCCCGUCACAAAACAAUAUUUCGAAGGCAAUAUCAUGGAGUACUACAUGAUGGGACACGAUGAUCCUUUCUCGAUCGUCGACGAUUACGGCGCAGGGAAGAGAUCGCCUCUUCACCUAGAGAAGCUCUCGGAAGAGAAGCUGUCGAAGUUAGCUUUCUUCUUCGGCGGUGUGGGUGACGCUCGCCACAUCUACGCGUCUAUCAUAGGAUUAGAGCGUGCCUUCGGAAAGCUUUCCGUGGCGCAACUCGCUCAAGCCAAGGCGCACUUCUCUCUGUCGGACGUACACCCGACCAUAUUCUGCCGCGACUUGAUUGUUCUUAUGUUGCUGCAUCGACUGGUUCAAGGGAAGCUGUCCAGCGAAGAAGCAUACGAGAUCAAGAUUGCCCUGCACUACACGUUCUGCUUGCACGUCGUUCCCAAGUCCGGACUCAAGUGGGUGACAGAAGUGAUCAGCGAACUGCGCGCAAUGUUCUCAGAGUCUCCUCCUACCACGCCAGACUGGCUCUAUGUACCAGAGGAUGCAGCGUUGAAGUUGUCCGCCAUCCUGAAUGCAUGGGACCCCUGGCCGUCAUCUCGAACAGCUGAGAACAUCAUCACUAUCUCUCACUACCGGCCUGGCCCCGGCGACGAAGAUGAGGGGCGGAGUGGCGUACCACGUCUGAGCACCUUCGGUAAACUACAGCGACAGAUGAAACAAGCCGCUGUGGACAAGUUACAGGACCUCCCCACCAGCAAGCGUGAAGCCCGUAAGAGUGCGCCUCCCGAGACAUCAACGCCACAACGCAUUGUCGAAGACCUCUGGUACAGAGUCACAGAUACGUUCGUUCCACCAAAGAGCAUGCUCGAGCAGCUUCCCGCAAGUAGUCGUCUGUGGAAGUACAUCAACGCGGCGAAACCCGUGAAGCAACCGCGCCGCGCACUGGAAAGUAUGAUUGACGCGGUCUUUCAGGAGACGUUCGACAACUACGGCGCUAACCGGACUUUCUUCGAUCCGAUAUCGUGCAGGACUCCGCGUCUGAACUUCGCUGGAUGGACAUACAUCCAAGAGGAUGACUACUUGCAGUACACUGUGCGCUACCUGGAGGGCGCCAACGCUCGUUUCCGCUUGAGUUCAAGCGCGGUAUGUCAAGACGAUGCCGCAGCAGCUGCGUUCGCGACGUCGUGCACGUUCUUUGAGUCGGUAGUCAAAGCUUGGAAGACGCUGGAGGGCAAGCUGACAUUGGAUAUACUUCUGGGAGAUAUGAACUCGCAGCUGGCUCUAACUCGAACGGCGGCAUCACGGAGACCGGCGCAUAUUCCCCCAGAGUACACUCGGAUGUGGCUCAGCAACGUGCCGGACUAUACGCAUGGUGUAAUGAACCAGGUUAUAUACGCGCUUCCCAGCCUGCAGCGCUUCAAACAAGCUGAGAUCGCCAGCAACUGUCUCUUACACGCCGGGUCAUUCAUGCUUGAUUCCGACGCCUACUGCUACACAUACGCUCUAUUGAAUCCAAGAGAGCUGUCUGCCUACCUGAACUGUGCUGUACGUGAGCUAAGGGCGUUUGAAGGUGUCGAGAAGAUUGGUUGGAACUCUGAAGAGCGCAAGAUAAAAUUCGAUGCUCUCCCUCCACGCGAGGACCUUGCACGAUGGCUCACCCGCCUGCUCAUGAACAUAGUGUGGCCGGUGGACCUGUCACAACCACAGAAGAUGACCCUCAUGGGCUCCGGUGUUCGCCAUACAAUGAACCUUAACGCAUUCGUCGCUUUACUGCUUCAUCUGCCGACCAUCGGCUAUCCCGCGCACUGGAUCUCCGACUUCACGCAGUCGCUGCUUUCCAACAACGUCUGGUCUGACAUGGACUUCUUUGCCGGUCCCCUCCCGGUGCCAACCGACUACUAUAAGUCGAAGCGUGUUGCGAAUCGCAGGUUGUGGGUCGCUCCCUGGGUCACGGAGCUCAGCACGAUCCUUUCUCUCGCCGCUCCUAUCCUGCCGUUCCCCUUGCCGCUCGUCUCCAAUACAGACGCCAUCGCCUUCUUCGAGGCAAACCCUCGCAUGACGCAGAUGAUGCUGGAGAGGAUGUAUGAGAUGGCAGCGAACGACACGCCCAAUAUGCACCUCAUGUUCUUGCAUCCGAGCGCGAUGCUGCACCACGCUAAGUACAUCGGCAACAUUCGCGCGGUCCUCGACGGCAGCGACCGCCCACCCGCAGGCCAGCUUGCGAUCCUGACUUCGCCUGAGCAGGUUGAUUGCAUGGGCAAUGUAGUGCGAUGGAGGAUGCGCGUCAAGGAUUACAAGAAGAUGUACGACGAGAAGUGGACGCUGAUACUCUACCGGUUCGACCGCAAUGUGCCAGUGGGAAAGCCGAUGCCUGUAGCCUCCUGGACAAAAGCGGAGGACAUCAGAUCCGCCGCCUGA
This is a messenger RNA of Peniophora sp. CBMAI 1063, 2907 nucleotides long. NCBI's taxonomy places the organism in Eukaryota, Fungi, Basidiomycota, Agaricomycetes, Russulales, Peniophoraceae. The record is from the annotation of a GenBank genome assembly.